AUGUUCAUCCCGCUUUCUCCUUCGGGGCACCACAGCCAGGUUCUAAGAAACUUCGGCGCCCAGCAUGACCUGGACCUCCCUAUCACCUUUGCCUUUGGCCUCAAUUCGGGCUCUAAGAAAUGGAGGAAAAACUGGAAUGUCUGCAUGAACAGUGAAUAUGACCGACUAAUGGGGCUGUCGUGUCACCAGCCUUACCACUUAGCAAGAGUUGUGUAG
Messenger RNA from Penicillium robsamsonii, 216 nucleotides. RefSeq lists its product as uncharacterized. The transcript has 2 exons. Lineage: Eukaryota; Fungi; Ascomycota; Eurotiomycetes; Eurotiales; Aspergillaceae. The record is from RefSeq and is a predicted model, not a curated record. Bases 1 to 216 code for a protein of 71 amino acids.